Molecule: messenger RNA, 821 nt
Organism: Rhipicephalus microplus (southern cattle tick)
Lineage: Eukaryota; Metazoa; Arthropoda; Arachnida; Ixodida; Ixodidae
Source: RefSeq, a predicted model, not a curated record
UCCCAGCCAUUUCCUUGGAACCGGCAUGUCGACGCUGUCUCGGUGGUGGCGAACAAUAAGGCAGGCAACAGCACGUGCGAGAUAGCAAGCGUGAAUACCUGCAUGGCAAAGUAUUGGCCGCCACCAAGCACUAUGCCUGUUCAAAGCAGGCCUUGGCUGCCAUCAAGCCCAGUUCCUGGUCUAAGCGGAGUUUCCGGUCCCCCUAGUCUGGACAGCGUCAUCAUCAGGGGACGUCCGUUCUCGCCGUUACCAAGCCCUAUUCCUGGUCCAGACAGGCCUCCGCAGCCUCCGCAGCCACCAAGCCCAAUUCCUGGUCCACGUCAGCCUCCGCAGCCACCAAGCCCAACUCCUAGUCCACAUCAGCCUCCGCAGCCGCCAAGCCCCAUUCCUCGUCCACGUCGGCAACUCUAUCCAGCGCUGAUGAGUUUGAAGCCUCGGCCAGGUCAGCCUGGGUCACCUCAGAAUCCUGGAACUAUCAUACCUGGUCCAACUCAGAAAUGGUUGGCCUCGGUGUUCUUUAAGGGCUUACUUCCUGCAGCAUUGUUGAGACGAGAGAACCAGGUUUGCAGCAAACGCACCAUCUGCCGAGAAGGAACGUGUUGCCUGGAAACCUCCCACCGACAUAGAACAUGUAGACCCCUGGGAAAACGUGGUGACCGCUGUUCAGAACCAGCUUUAGCGGUUGUGUAUUUUGGCUAUUGCCCCUGUGGUGUACAUGAAGGCGUGUGCUUGGACGGCUUUUGCAGAUAAAGGAAUUCCAGGAAUUAUUCUUCGCAUUUUGGAGUGGGUAGAAAAUAAAUGGGAUUUGAUCUUCAGUGUAA